UUUAUUCAUUAUUAAAAUAGCAUAGCCAGCCGCAGUACGUUUGCAUGCUCGCUGGCCACAAGGUCAAGCAAUCAGUGUACUUUAAAUUCACUGCAAUGUUUAGCAAUAAGACUUUGGUGAAGACCAAUUUAACGGAGCCGGGUCGUGGAAAUGCUGUGGCUGCAACAGUGGCAAAAUGUCUUGUGUUUUUCAUCACGAUCACCGCGACGAUGGUGGGAAACAGUCUGAUAUAUGCAGCGAUGAAACAAUUUCGUGGUCUGCGAACGCCAGCAAACAUUGUACUUUGUAGUUUAGCGACCACAGAUCUUGGGAUGGUAAUUGUAAUGGUUCUUCAUGCCAUAACGGACGUUUCGGGACACUGGAUUUCAUCUGGGACGCUUUGUGACUUUGUGGCAACAUUAGGGCUGGUACUCGCGUUUAUCUCUAUACUACACCUUUGUUUUUUGAGUAUUGAUCGGUAUGUAGCGAUAAAAAGCCCUUUAAGGUAUCUUUUAUUAGUUACCAAACGACGCGUUUUUAUCGUUCUUGGAAUCCUCUGGUUGCUGCCGUCCAUUUUUCUCAACCUUCCCGCUGCGGAUUAUCGUUUUCGUUCCGAAGUCUACGGCUGCGCAGCUAAUACAAACUCAACAGAGUUAAAAUUAAGCCCAUAUAUUUUCAUUUUUGUAGCAUGUUUUGUGGCUAUUCCAUUUGGUAUUAUGUUAUUUACAAAUGCAGCCGUAUUCCGCGUAGCACUUUCGCACGUUAAAAGAAUGAGCACGAUUGAGAGACAAUUGUAUCAAACAUCCACCACGAGUGAACUUUCAAGCUGCCACGAGAAGACAUCGCAAAGGCCUAAUAAUAAUACUAUCAUGUUAAAACGAGAGAUUAAAUCAGCUAAAACAUUUGCGCUUGUAAUUGGCGUGUUUUUGGUCUGCUACACUCCUUUCUUUGUUACUGGGACGUACCGAAAGGUCGUCGGUAGAGAAGGAGUUUCUGACCUUGUAAUGUUUAUUACUACUUGGUUGGCGUUUGCUAAUUCAUUCAGCAACCCUCUUGUUUACAGUCUUCGCUAUUCGCCCUUCAAGAAAGCUUUCAAGAAACUCUGCUGUGUUCACGUUUUAAGGAUUACAGGCAACAAGAAAUUUAGUAUGUUUCAGGGGAGUAAAACUGGUCGUAUGCAGGGAAGAACUAACAACAACGCGGACGUUGUUCAGGCGACCKCUUUAGCAUUGAAAAAGGAAGAAGAAAUUCAGAAAAACGUAUCAAAUSGACAGGAGGAUGACAAAAAGGGACAAAAAGCAAUACAAAGUCAAAUAUUACACAAAGAUGACAGCAUCACGCUGAAAGAUUCAUCGCUGUGAAAAAAAAUAAACAAGUUUUAUCUGUCGAUAAAAAAACCCUCUUGAAUUGGUGGAUAUAUCCUUAUUAAGCCGAGAUGACGGAAGGAGGUACACAGAAACAGCCGCAUGCGGUUGCUUUUAAAAUUCAAAUUGUUCUAAAAUUCCCUGAUGAUAGCUUGAUUUGGGGAAUUCAAUUUCUUUUCAAUGAGAAAAUAUUAUUGUUUGACGUCAGGCAAAGUAAAUAAUGUUCUGAGGUAAUGAGAUUUUUAAAUAAAUGAAAUUUCCAACGUUUGAAGAUGCGACAUUUCUGAACAUAUGCAAAAUGGUGAAAAAAAUGUUCAAGAAUCACCUUCAUUCAAAAAUCUGUCACGUUUUGUAAAACUGGUUCAUUAAAACGUGUGAUACUCUUCUAACAAUUUAGCGUCAGGAAUACUGCUUUUUUGAUGCUAAUUUUCAAAGGUUUUAAUGUUUGAAUAGUCAAAGUUUUUAGCCUCUUGAACAAACAUUUUAUAAUAAAGGACCCGUAAAAUAAAUGUAUUUGAGUUCCGUCAUUCUUAUUUCAAACCUAAAAGGACAUUUCAAUUAUCUCAAAAUGCGCAGACAUCUAAAUUGGCACUGAAGAAAUUAUUUUUUUCAAAUAGUGCUUCC
Messenger RNA from Exaiptasia diaphana, 1967 nucleotides. RefSeq names its product D(1)-like dopamine receptor. Lineage: Eukaryota; Metazoa; Cnidaria; Anthozoa; Actiniaria; Aiptasiidae. Gene Ontology annotation, biological process: chemical synaptic transmission; G protein-coupled receptor signaling pathway, coupled to cyclic nucleotide second messenger. Gene Ontology annotation, molecular function: neurotransmitter receptor activity; G protein-coupled serotonin receptor activity. The transcript has a single exon. Gene Ontology annotation, cellular component: dendrite; membrane. The record is from RefSeq and is a predicted model, not a curated record. The coding region runs from base 45 to 1340 and encodes 431 amino acids.